AACCAUCACUACCUUCGUAUUCAUACAAAUAGACGAUAAACAACUCUUUUCUUUUAACCCUCUAAUCACAGCAAAGCUUCGUUAUGUCUGGCCCUGGAGCUGGUUUCGAGUAUCCCCGCCGGGCUGUCACCUGGACAAAGCGUGAUGCCCUCCUCUUCGCAAACAGCAUUGGCUGCAAACCAGAUGAAUUGCACUUCCUCUACGAACUCCAUCCAAAUUUUGCCGUCUUCCCCACAUAUGUAAACAUUCUCCCAUUCAAGCUCACAAACACCGAUGUAAUCGACUUCUACAAAGUAUCAACAAGCACUCCAAUUCCCGGCGUCCCCGAAUUCAACCCUCAACGUGUCGUUGAUGGUGAACGCAAAAUCAUAUUCUUGAAACAGCUACCCACGUCUAGUGAGGGGAAACAAUUCGAGAUUUGGACCAAGAUUAUUGGAGUAUAUGAUAAGGGGAAGGCUUCGGUAUUGGAGACGGAGACCUCUUUGGUUGAUAAGGAGAGUGAAGAGGUUUAUGCGAAGAUGAUUGGGAGUGCGUUUUAUGUUGGUCAGGGGGGUUGGGGUGGUCCUAAGGGCCCCAGUGCUGUGAACUAUCCACCUCCCAAGGACAGAGCUCCAGAUGCUCUAUUCGUUGAUCAAACCAGCGAACAAACAUCCCUCCUUUACCGUCUCAACGGUGACUAUAACCCUCUCCACGCCACUCCCGAACCAGGCACAAAAAUGGGGUUCGGCGGCAUCAUCAUCCACGGUCUCUACAGCUGGAACGCCACCGCGCACGGAGUUCUCAAGGAACUCGGCGGUAGCGACCCCCAAAACUUACGAGAGUUUCAGGCUCGGUUUGCAUCUCCAGUUCGCCCCGGUGAUAAACUUACCACUGAAAUCUGGAGGACUGGAGAGGUAGACAAGGACGGAUUUGAGGAUAUUCGGUUCUCUACGAAGAAUCAGAAUGGAAAGGCUGUUUUGGCUAACGGGCGGGCGUUGUUGAAGGUUGCGACUAAACGUAGUAGGCUUUGAGGGAUGUCUUUCUACCUUGUGGGAAAUAUAUACAUCGAAAAGAUGAGAAUGCAAUAAGUCUCAAUUGCGUCUGAUGUACUAGUAACAGCCCAGAGAGCGUACCUAUACAGACUCUGAGCUCAGCUGUACACAUAUAUGUAAAAUACACGCGGAUCUGAUAUGGGCAAUUGUGCCCAUGUUCUGGGUUUUGUUGGAGUUCAAACACUCAGGCGAGUCUUGUAUGUACCGAUCUGGUUCAACGUAUUCUCCCUGCCGUUUUUAAGCAGACGGUAGCGAGAGAGGAAGUCAUCGUUGUUGACUAUCAUGGAAAAUGCUUUGUUAGAUGUCCAUG
Messenger RNA from Talaromyces stipitatus ATCC 10500, 1341 nucleotides. Its product is annotated as peroxisomal dehydratase, putative. The coding region runs from base 84 to 1010 and encodes 308 amino acids. Gene Ontology annotation, cellular component: peroxisome. The transcript is spliced from 5 exons. NCBI's taxonomy places the organism in Eukaryota, Fungi, Ascomycota, Eurotiomycetes, Eurotiales, Trichocomaceae. The record is from RefSeq and is a predicted model, not a curated record.